Cicer arietinum (chickpea) is the source of this 1864-nucleotide messenger RNA. RefSeq names its product CBS domain-containing protein CBSX6. Gene Ontology annotation, cellular component: nucleus; cytoplasm. The record is from RefSeq and is a predicted model, not a curated record. Lineage: Eukaryota; Viridiplantae; Streptophyta; Magnoliopsida; Fabales; Fabaceae.
UCUCUCUCACUUUCUGUGUCCGUGUGUUUAUCUAUCUCAGACUCAGAGUUCCCCAACCGCAUAAACACCUUCUUCAUUCAUCCAUCCUUCCAAGUUCCUUUCUUUUUCCUCUUUCAAUAUUCAAAACCUUCAUAACCAUAUCUCUGUAUUACUAUUAUCCAAUCAUCUUCUCCAAUAUCAGUUACCAAUUCCAAAACUCAUUCCUCUCAUUGAUGGAUGGGCCAUAACCUUCUUCUUCUUCCAUGGCUAUCCAAAACUCUUUCUCUUCUCCCCUUUUUCUCAUCUUAAUCCUUCACAGACCACCCAUUAACGCCCUUGAUCUUCUCCUCAUUUUUCUCCAUACCCUUUUAUAGCCAUCAAUCACUCUAAAUAUUUCAACUUUUUUAAUUCUCUGGAAAAAUAUUGAAUCUUUCUUGUUAAUUCAAAUACCCUUUUGAAUUUUAAUGGCUUCAGUGUUGGUUCAUCAUGUGGUGGGAGAUCUGACGGUGGGGAAACCGGAGUUGGUUGAGUUUCAUGUGACUGAGACAGUGGAAUCUGCUAUUAGAGCAAUAGCGGAAUCACCUGAAGGUAGCAUACCUAUUUGGAAGAAGAGAUCUCAUGGUGUUAUUGAUAAUAGUGAUAUGAGACAGAUGAGGUUUGUUGGUAUUCUUAGUUCAUUUGAUAUUGUUGCGUUUUUAGCUAAGACUCAGUUUUUGGAGGAUCAAGAUAAGGCUUUGAAGAUGCCUGUUUCUGAGGUUGUUCUUCCAAAUAAUUCUUUGCUUAGGUUGGUUGAUCCUGGAACAAGGUUGAUAGAUGCAUUGGACAUGAUGAAGCAAGGUGUGAAACGUUUGCUCGUUCCAAAAAGCAUAUUAUGGAAGGGCAUGAGUAAGCGAUUUUCAGUUAUCUACUAUGACAAGUGGAACAAGAAUCAUGAAUCUCCUACCAGCAGCAGCAACAAUCUACUCGCAAACCUAAGCCGGAACUCAUCGUCUAGUACAUCUAUCCGUGAUAAGUACUGUUGUCUCUCCAGAGAAGACGUACUCCGUUUCAUAAUUGGUUGUCUUGGAGCUCUAGCUCCACUUCCUCUCACUUCCAUUUCCACUCUUGGAGCAAUUAAUCCAAACUACAGCUAUAUCGAAUCCUCCACUCCCGCCCUCGAAGCAACUCAAAAGGUUCCUCAAGAUCCUAGUGCAGUUGCGGUGAUAGAAAGCACGCCGGACGGUCAAUGUAAGAUCAUCGGAGAAAUUUCUGCGUGCAGAUUAUGGAAAUGUGAUUACUUAGGUGCUGCAUGGGCAUUAGCCAAUCUCUCAGCGGGACAGUUCGUCAUGGGAGUUGAAGAUAACGUUACCUCACGAUCACUUCCAGAGUUAUGUGUCAAUUCAAAAACCGGAGAUAAUAAUUUGGUUAAUGGAGGUGGUUCGAGAAAGCCGAAGAAAUUCAGUAGUAGGAGUAUCGGUUUCUUCAAUAAUUCGGCAAGCCAUAACUUUGGUUCAAGGAGCAUGUAUAGGGGUAGAAGCGCGCCGUUGACGUGUAAAAUGACUAGUUCAUUGGCAGCAGUAAUGGCUCAGAUGCUAUCUCAUAGAGCAACUCAUGUUUGGGUGACUGAAGAUGAGAAUGAUGAUGUUUUAGUUGGUGUGGUUGGAUAUGCUGAUAUAUUAGCUGCUGUAACAAAACCACCUACAAUCUUCAUUGCUGCUAAUAAAUCUUCUACAGAAGGGUUUGGAAAUGAAAUUCAAUGUUGAUUUUUGUUUAAUAGUUUGUUGUAACUUUGGUGAUAAAAUAAUACAUUGAGACUGAAAAUGGGUUUUGUUGUUUGCUUCUACAAGUAUGUUGUAUUAUUUGGUAAUGACAAUAAAAAGUUUGCAUGUGCUUUUGAUUUGAUUGA